AUGGAGCGAUACACUCACCAAGAACGCGGCACAAUCGUGUCUAUUUUUUUGCGUAACAAUUCGUCUGUGGUGUUGGCGCAGCGCGAAUUCCGUCGCCGAUUCCCCGGUCGUCCGGCACCGACUGCGCAAACACUGCGCCGUUUGGCCACCAACCUUGAAGAGUAUGGAACCACACGAGACGCUGCCAAGAGUGGCCGGCCUCGGAGCGCCCGUUCUGCCGAGAAUAUCGCCGCUGUUGCCUAG
This is a messenger RNA of Arctia plantaginis, 243 nucleotides long. Lineage: Eukaryota; Metazoa; Arthropoda; Insecta; Lepidoptera; Erebidae. The record is from the annotation of a GenBank genome assembly.